AUGGCAGACCUGUCCGCAGAGGACCCGGCCAGCUCGAUCAACUUGGCCUACCAUCGUCUCAGGAAGCUUUGGGAUGAACGGCGGGAUGCAGCCACGUCGCCCUACUUCGCGCGCGGCGGCCUCCUUCACGCGCGAUCCGAUCAGGAGGACUUCGAGCAGUUCUUUGAGAGGUAUCUCGCGUUCCUUCGUCGACAACCUCCCGAUUACGGGCUGCCGCCCGCCGCCACCCAGGAACCACCCAAGGUGCCUGCUCGCAGCAGCAGUGGCGCGGCGCGCCUGGCCGCUUCACUCCCGCCGGCAUUCGACCUUCGCUAUCGCCAGAAUUUCGUGGUGGAGUCGUCUGGAACCAGGCGCACCGUGGAUGCACUCGAUGCCUUGCUGUUUGCCGGCGUCGUGCAGCACUAUGAGGACUUCCGCCAGAAGCUGGCAAUGUCCCGGCUUCGAAAGCUGCGCGGAACGGUCGAUUCCCUUCCUGCCGCCGCGAUGCGCGAGCGUGUGGUGGACGCCGUCCGCACGCACCAGGUGGUGCUCGUCGCAGGCGACACCGGCUGUGGAAAAUCCACGCAGGUGUUCGUGACGGAAGGCAUCCUGCUGAGGAGGCUCGAGUCUGAUCCCGAGGUCUCAGAGUUUGAUGUGAUCAUCGUCGACGAGGUACACGAGAGGCACCUUGUCGUGGACUUUGUGCUGGGCAUUCUCAACGAAGUCGCCCGGCAUCGCCGCUCGGACUUGAAGUUGGUGCUGAUGUCGGCGACGCUGCAGAAGGACUUGUUCAUCCGAUAUUUCGACCUUCCGCAGGAGGCAGUUGUUGAAAUCCCAGGCCGCAUGUACCGCGUGGAAGUCGAGCAUAUGCCGCAGAAGGACGAGCCACUCACCAUCCGAACAGAUGUGGUGCAGCGAAGUAGCAAGAAGGGGAGGACCCAGUUCGAUUGCGAGCCGUUUCUUGAAGUACUUCGGCGCAUUGAGGCCUCACUGCGCGAGGACGAGCGGGGGGACGUUCUGAUCUUCGUGCCGGGUGCUUACGAGAUCGAGGCUCUCGUGGGAGCUGUCUCAGAGAUGGCUGCUCGCACGCGGAGGUGGCUCCCCCUGCCGCUGCACUCCCAAAUGCCGGUGGAGUCACAGGACAAAGUGUUCGGCAUCGCGCCGCAAGGAGUGCGGAAGGUGGUCAUUGCUACGAACAUCGCCGAGACUUCCGUGACGAUCGACGGCAUCCGGUUUGUCAUCGACAGUGGCAAGAUGCGAGGCCCCUGCACCUGGUUCCGGCUCGAAUGGUUCGAGCUCGUGCCAAACCUACUCUCCCACCAGGGCUGGGAGGUUGCUAUAGACAAGGGGCGAAGUUCCCUGUCCCAUCGCGAAUGCCCUUGGGGUGGUCACAUCAUCAAAUGCUCGAUGGAAGAUGUUGUUCUGAACAAUCCUCCGGAAGACCCGAGCGACGUCUUCAUCCGGCCAGAGACGCGAGAACGCUACCAGGCCCGUUGUGGAGAGCGGUUCGGUCGGAUCGAGCUGCUCGAGAUUUUGGCACCUGGAGAGGCUGUCUUGAAGCGCUUCUCCUGCUUCGGAUUGCUUCGGCUUCUCACCGUCUUGUUCGGAAGGCUUGCCAGACCUUUCAUGGAAUUCUCUUUCACCAGUGGUGAUGGGGUAUGUACAGCAUUGCAAAAGAUCUCUCGCGACUACCCCAAGAAAGGAGACUGUGCCACCGGGCUCUUCCACUACACCGGCGAGCCACCGGACGGUUUGCUGCACUGCCGCCCGCAAGCAGACGGAAGAUUCCACGUUUGCGGUAUCUUCACGGUGUCGGCGGACAAGUUCGCACGCUGGGCCACGCACUACUUCGGGCUGAUGGUGGAGUCUUGCAGGAGGACGUGCCAGUGGUGGCUCAAUCGCCCAGGGGUUGAAGAGCUACGCAGCCUCGAUCAGCAAGCAUAUGUAACCCUGACGAUUCAGUCCUGGCAGCGUGGCUUUCCAUUCCUGCCCAGCCGGGAGGAUUCGACAGACACAGUGACCAUCCUGGCAGGUGAGGCGCUUGGCCUCCCUGUGUGGACUCGCUUCGACCCGAUCUUGGACGGUGACGACAAAUUCCGUUUCGCCACAUACCUCCAACGUUUCCUUCGCAGCUUGAACAUCCCUGUUGUGGUUUACGACAGACUGGAUGGACGCCUGGUGGUUCCAUAUCAAUGCCUCGUGCGGAGUGAGGAAUGGAUGGAGAUCCGGCCCCGCUUUUUGCAAGCGUUCUCCUUGCAGAAGACUGCAUAUCGCCAUGCCAAUGGUGGAACAACAGCACCCAAUGUCCAUGAAAACUCGAAACCACGGUUCAUUCCUCGCUUGAGCUGUGAGGCCUUGAACCGACGAAUUGAGCGGGCCCAGCGAAGGUCAUCUCAGCACAAAGUUGUCGUGAGGCACACGUUUGUGGAGGUCCAGGCUCGGCCCGACGAUGACCAUGAUGACCAUGAGGUCCACCAGGUGGAAGAAAGACAGCAGCGCCGGGCGAAGACUGAUUCCACAUUGCACACCAGGGAUGACCUCUUGCUCGCGCAUUGA
Symbiodinium sp. CCMP2592 is the source of this 2535-nucleotide messenger RNA. The record is from the annotation of a GenBank genome assembly. NCBI's taxonomy places the organism in Eukaryota, Dinophyceae, Suessiales, Symbiodiniaceae.